This is a messenger RNA of Peronospora matthiolae, 213 nucleotides long. The record is from the annotation of a GenBank genome assembly. Lineage: Eukaryota; Oomycota; Peronosporomycetes; Peronosporales; Peronosporaceae.
AUGGAUGACGAUGUAGAUGCGAUCGACAUCGAUGAUGACGAUGCUGCUGGUAUAUUUAGUAUCGCUAAUGACCGCCAAAGUGCGGACGAUGACACCCUCACUGGUGAAGACAACGUUCUUUCAGCAGUGCACACGAAGCGCACUGCUGUUGACAAGGAUGAAUCAGCAGAGGAUUUUCUGCUGACUCGCGAAGCGGUUGUCCGCUUCGUUUAA